UGCCGAUCGCUCCCUUACGGGCCUAGCUUGGACCCUGCACGACCCUAAUACGUCAGACGUCCAGCUCCCGACAACCUUGGUUCAACUGAAAUCCACAGCAGCCUCCUCGACAAGUAUCCUCUGUCUUGUUUCGCGUCCACAUUCGGCGCCUGAGUUAAAUAUUGAUGAACACCAUGUCAUCGAAAAGCCAGUCUCCUGGUCCGAGUGUAGCUACGUCACAGCCGAAGCAAGCGAAACCGAAGAAAGCUGCAGUUUCGGUUCCGGCUGAACCGAAUGUGGCUGGGAGGGCGGGUUCAGCGGGCGGCGUUUUGCUAGAGAAGGAGCGUACUGCAAAAGGAUCAGGUUCUGGCCCGAUUCAGAAGUCGACUGCUAAGCCUACAGCUUCUACGUCUGCAGAAGUCAAGGGUAAAGACGCAGCAACCGCACCGAACGCAGCGGCUUCGAUAGGUCCAAAUCGACAAAGGAGGAGACCUAGAAAGCUCAACAGAGAUGUUCCCACCCAGGAUACACCUCCUGCUGCUGUGGCGACGUCCGUUACGCCAGCACCAGCCACCGAGCUUGAAGCCUUGAAAUCUCGUGUUCGAGGGCUCGAAGCAAAGGUUGAGGAGCUUUACCACUCAGCAGAGGGGAGGAAUCGCUCACCCCGCCGACGUGGCAAGAGCCGUAAGAACUCGUCCACCCACUCAGUUCCCACAAUCAAGAAUACUUCCGCUGGGAACGAACAAAGCGAAGAAGAAGAGGCGGAUGAAGAGCUUGUCCGAGUUGAAGAAGAGCUGGAGAGUGCAAGGCGGGAUCUAGAAGUAUAUCAGCCUCGGAGCAGGCCCAAGGGGAAGAGGACCACAUCGGGAGAAACAGAAUACAUUGAAGAGAUCCCACGAGGCGAUGGCGAAGGGAUCCUGAACAAUGAAGGACGCCAAGUCACCCUCAGCGGUAGCUACCGUAUUCCACUCCCUGCUACACUUGACAUGAAAGAUGUGAAGACGAUCCAGUCUGGUGUUUCGGCAGCACAAAACGUGGCGAGAUCAUUCCUUGAACAACGCCGAGCUGCUCGCGCGACGUCGUCCACUCAGCCUGCUCCAGGUGCGGCGUCGACGAGGCCGACGAAUGCUACGCCCAAGCCUAGCAGAAAGACGAGCAGUAUGGAAGUCACAAAAGAAGCAGAUGGGAAGAGCUGGAGCGAGUGGUUUGGUGGGUACAGUGUGGCCAUCAGCAGGGCAGUGAAGACCAUUGAGGCAGAAGCUGCGGUUGAGAGUCAGAGGGUACCAGUGAGUGCACCAGGGACGGGGUCGGGGACAAAGAAAGCAUCGGGGAAGAGACCGACUGCGAGGGGCCGGCAGAGUGAUGGUAUUGCUUGAAUCAGCGCAUGGAGUACACGCAGGCUGCAUCAGCGACGCGGGAUCAAUGCGGACCAGGCUCUGUGCUAUGUAGCGUUGCGGCUUGUGCUACGAUACGUAUAAUAAGGGUACGAGUUAUGUAUGAUUAGGAGUCCUCGGAGGCGUUGGUCAAUUCUCAAGGUUAUGCGCAUGGUACCAGGUCGAAUGAGUAUUGCCCCGCAUU
Paraphaeosphaeria sporulosa is the source of this 1557-nucleotide messenger RNA. RefSeq lists its product as uncharacterized. The coding region runs from base 165 to 1355 and encodes 396 amino acids. NCBI's taxonomy places the organism in Eukaryota, Fungi, Ascomycota, Dothideomycetes, Pleosporales, Didymosphaeriaceae. The record is from RefSeq and is a predicted model, not a curated record. The transcript has a single exon.